AUGCUCAGCUCGACUGUACCGCCUCGCCGACGCGCCAAGUGCCGCCUCGUCGGCGCGGCUGCCGCUCUUCUUCUCGCCUCGACCGCCAACGCCCAGUCGGCCAACUAUGACCUGUCGACCAACGAGGUCAACCGCACCUCGUGGCAGCGUCAACCUUACGUCUCAAACGGCUACAUCGGUCAGCGCAUCCCGGCCGAGGGCUUCGGCUACCGCGAGAUGACGCCCAACAACCUGACGGCGCGCGAUGGCACCCAAGGGUGGCCGCUCUUCACGCCCCGAAUGACGGCCGCGAUGGUCGCGGGCUUCUACGACCAGCAGCCCGAGACGGCCGGGACCAACUUUGCGCAAACCGGCGGCCAACAGCCCAUCUCGACUUUGCCGACCUGGUCGUCGCUCUACUUCACGGUCAACAACCAGACGUACUCGACGCAGACGCCCGACGAGCAGAUCUCGAACUGGACCCAGUCGAUGAGCGUCCAGGACGGCGUCGUGCGCACCUCGCUCGACUGGACCCCCGAGGGCGCGUCCGAGCCGAUCCGCCUGUCGUACACGGUCAUCGCCCACCGCGUCGAGCCCAACAUCGGCGCCAUCCGCCUCACCGUCGAGGGCCUGAACGAGAACAUGCAGGUCGCCUUCACCGACGUCUUUGACGGUGCCGGCGCGUGGCGCACUGACUUUGUCUCGUCGGGUCCUGUUCCCGACACGGUCAACACGCUGCACACGGCCGUUCGCCCCGUCGGCAUCUCGAACGUGACGGCGUACGAGGUCUCGGUUAUGGACAUCUGGCCUCGCUCGUCGACGCAGUGGUCGAACGACACCGGCUCGAGCUGCCUCGGCGACAUCCUGUCGACCAACGUCUCGACGGCGAGCUCGUGCUACCGCCUCGCGUCGUCGGUCCCGUCGAACGGCAAGCUCGACGCGAUCAAGUACGUCGGCAUCGCCUCGUCGGACGCGUUCCCGGGCAAGGAGCUCGAGACGGCCCUCGCCAAGGCCAACCUCGCCAACUCGACCGGCUGGGACGUCAUCCUCGAGAGCCACCGCAGCGCGUGGGACGCCGUCUGGGACGACGCCGACAUCGAGAUCCCGGGCGAGGAGAACGAGGAGCUGCAGAUCGCGACUCGCGCGAGCUUGUUCCACAUCUUGACCAACGUCCGCAACGGGUCCGAGCCCACUGGGCUCGGCGACAACUCGAUCGCUCCUGCAGGCCUCACGUCCGACUCGUACGCCGGUCACAUUUUCUGGGACGCCGACAUCUGGAUGUCGCCGUCGAUCAUGGCGCUGUACCCUGACUACGCCGAGAGCAUCGUCGACUUCCGCUACCGCCAGCUCGGCGCCGCAAAGGAGAACGCCAAGCAGUUCGGCCUCGCCGGCGCCCUGUACCCGUGGACCGGCGCUCGUUUCGGUAACUGCACCGGUAUCGGGCCCUGCGCCGACUACCAGUACCACCUCAACAGCGACAUCGCCCUCGCCGCGUGGCAGUACUACGCGACGACCAACAACAAGACGUGGCUCGAGGAGAAGGGCUACCCGCUCGUCAAGGGCGCUGCCGAGAUGUUCGCGUCGUUCGUCACGAAGAACGAGACGGGCAACGGCACGUACGAGUACGUCACGCUCAACACGACCGGCGCCGACGAGUACGCCAACCAGGUCAACAACACGGGCUUGACCAACGGCGCCCUCACGGUCACGAUCAAGCAGGCGAUGGAGCUUGCCGCCAUCCUCGGCGUCGACGACCUGCCGAGCAACCUGACCGACAUCUACGAGAAGACCCUGAUCCCGCAAGCCCGGAGCGGCAUCAUCCUCGGCUUCGACGGCACGAACGGCUCCGCCGAGAUCAAGCAGGCCGACGUCGUCCUGCUCGAGUACCCGUACGAGUUCAAGUGGCCGAGCGGCAAGCCGACGUACGGCUCGUCGGCCGAGAGUGUCGCCCUCACGACCCUCGACUUCUACUCGGGCGCCAACUCGCCUGACGGCCCCGCCAUGACCUGGGGCAUCUACUCGAUCCUCGCCGCCGAGCUGUCGCCCAUUGGCUGCGCCUCGUACACCUACUUCCUCCAGGGCAUCCAGCCGUACUCGCGCGCGCCGUUCUACCAGUUCUCGGAGCAGCAGAUCGACGAGUGGGCCGACAAUGGUGGCACCAACCCGGCGUUCACGUUCCUCACCGGCGCAGGAGGCUACCUCCAGACGCUCACGCACGGCUACACCGGGUACCGCUUCCGCCUCGACCGUCCCUACUUCGACCCUUCGCUCCCGCCUCAGCUCAAGAACUACACGGUCAAGGGCCUCAAGUGGCACGGCGCCUCGAUUGACGUCACCGUCGAGUCGAAGAACACGACCAUCACCUACCGCAGUGGCGGCAACGGCACCCUGCCCAUCGAGGUCCGCAGCGGCAAGGCCGGCGGCAACUUCACGAUCUCGCGCGGCGAGUCGAUCACGGUCCCGACUCGCUCGACCGAGGGCACGCUCGUCGACGGCAACCUCGCUCAGUGCAAGAGCGUCCUCAACAACGACACGCGCUUCCACAUCGACCCGAUGAACCGCACGAGCCGUCCAGGCGAGUACGCGCUCGCCGCCAUCGACGGCGCCAACUCGACGACCUGGCAGCCGUUCACGACCGAGCCGACCUCGAUGACCGUCGACCUUGGCGAGGCGCAGCAGAUUAAGGGCUUCCACCUCAACUGGAACAACGAGCCGCCGACAUACUACUCGAUCGCUGUCUCAAACUCGUCGUCCGAGCUCGCGUCGGCGUCGCCCAUCUCGUCGGGCAACGUGACCCUCUCGGCGCCGUACGACCUCGCCGAGUCGCUCAUCGUCCAGGUCGACAUCGGCAACCUGACCGACAUCUCGCUCAACGAGACGGUCACUGCGCGCUACGUGCAGCUCACCGUCGAGGGCUCGUACGCGACCGAGGGCUACGGCGGCACCGUCGGCGAGUUUGCCGUCAUUGGCGCUUGAGCCCCUUCUCGAGUCGAGGUCGGACAGGAGGUGCCGAGGGAGGAGGGGGGUGUCGCAGCAGCAGCAGUUCAAGACGCAGACAGUAUAUAGCAGCUCGACGAAACGCAGAUUCGUUCGCUCUCUCUCU
Messenger RNA from Rhodotorula graminis WP1, 3082 nucleotides. RefSeq names its product carbohydrate-binding module family 32 protein. The record is from RefSeq and is a predicted model, not a curated record. Lineage: Eukaryota; Fungi; Basidiomycota; Microbotryomycetes; Sporidiobolales; Sporidiobolaceae. The coding region runs from base 1 to 2955 and encodes 984 amino acids. Gene Ontology annotation, molecular function: alpha,alpha-trehalase activity; carbohydrate binding. The transcript is spliced from 16 exons. Gene Ontology annotation, biological process: trehalose catabolic process. Gene Ontology annotation, cellular component: fungal-type cell wall.